Molecule: messenger RNA, 8595 nt
Organism: Ailuropoda melanoleuca (giant panda)
Lineage: Eukaryota; Metazoa; Chordata; Mammalia; Carnivora; Ursidae
Gene: TNRC6A
Product: trinucleotide repeat containing adaptor 6A
Exons: 25
Coding region: 433-6087 (1884 amino acids)
Biological process (GO): positive regulation of nuclear-transcribed mRNA poly(A) tail shortening; miRNA-mediated post-transcriptional gene silencing
Cellular component (GO): P-body; nucleoplasm
Molecular function (GO): nucleic acid binding
Source: RefSeq, a predicted model, not a curated record
GAACAGGGCAUUCACUUCCGGUCUGGGGCCUGCGGCGGCGGCGGUGGCGGCGGCGGCGGCGGCAGCGGGUCGGUGUAGAAAAUGGCGCUGGUGCAGCGGCUCGGGCCUCUCCCCGCGGCGCUGCGGAGGGCUUGAGGCUCGCGAGCCUCACUCGCCGCGCCCCACUUGCUCGUGCACUUUACACACAUGAGAGAAUUGGAAGCUAAAGCUACCAAAGACGUAGAAAGGAAUCUUAGCAGAUGAAGACUUUGAGGCACAAAGAGGUUAAGUAACUUUCAGGAGUCCACGUCACUGGUAUUGGAGGAGCUGUCAGGCUUCAGAUCAUAUUGUAUCGUCUCUUACUAGAGGCAUGGUUCUUCAUCUUGAAAAAUUUGAAAAUAUCUUUGAGGAGGCAGAACCCACAGGGAUUUAGUGCAAGAAGAAGAACAGUUGAUGGAAGAAAAGAAAAAGAAAAAAGACGACAAGAAAAAGAAGGAAGCUGCUCAAAAGAAGGCCACUGAACAAAAAAUCAAAGUGCCAGAACAGAUAAAGCCCAGUGUAAGCCAGCCUCAGCCUGCCAACUCUAAUAACGGCACUUCCACAGCAACCAGCACUAAUAAUAAUGCCAAGCGAGCCACAGCCAACAAUCCGCAGCAGCAGCAGCAGCAGCAGCAGCCACAGCCGCCACAGCAGCCACAGCCGCCACAGCCGCCACAGCAGCCGCCACAGCAGCCGCCGCAGCCAGCACAGGCCUUGCCUCGGUAUCCGCGAGAAGUACCACCACGAUUUCGCCACCAGGAGCACAAACAGCUUCUAAAGAGGGGUCAGCAUUUUCCUGUCAUAGCAGCAAACCUGGGAUCUGCUGUUAAAGUGUUAAGCAGCCAGUCAGAAAGCAGUGCUUUAACAAAUCAACAGCCACAAAAUAACGGAGAGGUGCAGAACAGCAAAAACCAGUCAGAUAUAAACCACAACACUUCAGGAUCCCAUUAUGAAAAUUCGCAGCGGGGACCUGUGUCUUCUCCGAGUGACUCUAGCACAAAUUGUAAGAAUGCUGUUGUAAACGACUCCCCUGAAAAAGAAGCAUGGCCCUCAACCCCUGGCAGUGAUCCAGAGUUGGCUUCAGAAUGUAUGGAUGCUGAUUCUGCCUCCAGUUCUGAAUCAGAGAGAAACAUCACUAUCAUGGCUUCAGGGAGCACCGGUGGUGAAAAAGAUGGCCUUCGGAAUAGCACUGGACUCGGUUCCCAAAGCAAGUUUGUGGUUGGGAGCAGCAGCAAUAAUGUGGGCCAUGGAAGUAGUACUGGGCCAUGGGGUUUUUCCCACGGAGCCAUAAUAAGCACAUGUCAGGUCUCUGUGGAUGCUCCUGAAAGCAAAUCAGAAAGCAGCAACAAUAGAAUGAAUGCUUGGGGCACUGUAAGUUCUUCAUCAAAUGGAGGGUUAAAUCCAAGCACUUUGAAUUCAGCUAGCAACCAUGGUGCCUGGCCAGUAUUAGACAACAAUGGACUUGCCCUCAAAGGGCCUGUAGGGAGCGGUAGUUCUGGCAUCAAUAUUCAGUGCAGUACCAUAGGCCAGAUGCCUAACAAUCAGAGUAUUAACUCUAAAGUGGGUGGUUCUUCCACCCAUGGUACCUGGGGAAGCCUUCAGGAAACUUGUGAAUCUGAAGUAAGUGGUACACAGAAGGUUUCAUUCAGUGGUCAACCUCAGAAUAUUACCACUGAGAUGACUGGACCAAAUAACACUACUAACUUUAUGACCUCUAGUUUACCAAACUCCGGUUCAGUACAGAAUAAUGAACUGCCUAGUAAUACAGGGGCCUGGCGUGUGAGCACAAUGAAUCAUCCUCAGAUACAGGCUCCGUCGGUUAUGAAUGGCACUUCCCUUUCUCACCUUAGCAAUGGAGAGCCAAAAAGUGGAGGCUCUUACGGUACUACGUGGGGUGCCUAUGGUUCUAAUUACUCUGGAGACAAAUGUUCGAGCCCUAACGGCCAAGCUAAUGGUGACACUGUGAAUGCAACUCUAAUGCAGCCUGGCAUAAAUGGGCCUAUGGGCACUAACUUUCAAGUGAACACAAAUAAAGGAGGAGGCGUGUGGGAGCCUGGGGCAGCGAAUUCCCAGAGUGCAUCAUGGGGAAGUGGAAACGGCGCAAAUUCUGGAGGAAGUCGACGAGGAUGGGGAACUCCUGCACAAAACACUGGCACUAAUAUACCCAGCGUGGAGUGGAGCAAACUGCCUAGCAAUCAGCAUUCCAAUGACAGUGCAAAUGGCAAUGGUAAGAAGUUUACAAACGGAUGGAAAUCUACUGAGGAAGAAGAUCAGGGUUCUGCCACAUCUCAGACAAAUGAGCAGAACAGCGUGUGGGCCAAAACAGGAGGUACAGUGGAGAGUGAAGGUAGUACAGAAAGCACUGGACGCCUUGAGGAGAAAGCAACUGGGGAAAAUCAGAGUAGAGAUAGGAGAAAAAUUGAUCAGCACACAUUACUCCAAAGCAUCGUAAACAGAACUGACUUGGAUCCACGUGUCCUCUCCAACUCCGGUUGGGGACAGACUCCUAUUAAGCAGAAUACUGCCUGGGAUACGGAAACAUCACCUAGAGGGGAAAGAAAGACUGACAAUGGGACAGAGGCCUGGGGAAGCUCUGCAACACAGACUUUUAACUCAGGGGCAUGUAUAGAUAAGACUAGCCCUACUAGUAAUGAUACCUCAUCUGUAUCGGGGUGGGGAGAUCCCAAACCUGCUCUGAGGUGGGGAGAUUCCAAAGGCUCAAGCUGCCAGGGGGGAUGGGAAGAUGACUCUGCUGCUACAGGAAUGGUCAAGAGCAAUCAGUGGGGGAACAACAAAGAAGAGAAGUCCGCAUGGAAUGAUUCGCAAAAGAGCAAACAGGGAUGGGGUGAUGGACAAAAAUCAAACCAAGGGUGGUCCGUUUCUGCUGGUGAUAACUGGGGGGAAACUUCAAGGAGUAACCAUUGGGGUGAGGCUAAUAAGAAAUCUAGCUCAGGAGGUAGUGACAGUGACAGAUCCGUUUCCGGUUGGAACGAACUUGGUAAAACUAGUUCCUUUACUUGGGGAAAUAACAUAAAUCCAAAUAAUUCAUCAGGAUGGGAUGAAUCUUCUAAACCUAACGCUUCCCAGGGAUGGGGAGAUCCUCCAAAGUCUAAUCAGUCUCUAGGUUGGGGAGAUUCGUCAAAGCCAGUCAGUUCUCCAGACUGGAACAAGCCACAAGACAUUGUCGGGUCUUGGGGAAUCCCACCAGCUACAGGCAAACCUCCUGGUACAGGCUGGCUGGGAGGGCCUAUACCAGCCCCAACGAAAGAAGAAGAGCCCACAGGCUGGGAGGAACCAUCCCCAGAAUCCAUACGUCGCAAAAUGGAGAUUGACGACGGAACUUCAGCUUGGGGAGAUCCGAGCAAAUACAACUACAAAAAUGUGAACAUGUGGAACAAAAACGUCCCAAAUGGCAGCAGCCGUUCAGACCAGCAAGCACAGGUACACCCGUUGCUACCGCCUGCAAGUGCCAUCUCCAACAAAGAGGCGGGCAGUGGCUCUGGCUGGGGUGAGCCCUGGGGGGAGCCUUCUACUCCAGCCACAACUGUGGAUAAUGGUACUUCAGCAUGGGGUAAGCCCAUAGACAGUGGUCCCAGCUGGGGGGAGCCCAUUGCUGCAGCAUCCAACACAUCCACGUGGGGCUCCAGCUCUGUUGGUCCUCAAGCAUUAAGCAAAUCCGGGCCAAAAUCUAUGCAAGAUGGCUGGUGUGGUGAUGAUAUGCCAUUGCCUGGAAAUCGCCCCACUGGCUGGGAAGAGGAAGAGGAUGUAGAGAUUGGAAUGUGGAAUAGUAAUUCAUCUCAAGAGCUUAACUCAUCUUUAAAUUGGCCACCAUAUACAAAGAAAAUGUCAUCGAAGGGUCUGAGUGGCAAAAAAAGGAGAAGGGAAAGGGGAACCAUGAAAGGUGGAAACAAACAAGAAGAAGCAUGGAUAAAUCCAUUCGUUAAACAGUUUUCAAAUAUCAGUUUUUCGAGGGACUCGCCAGAAGAAAAUGUACAGAGCAAUAAGAUGGAUCUUUCCGGAGGAAUGUUACAGGACAAACGAAUGGAAAUAGAUAAACAUAGCCUAAAUAUUGGUGAUUACAAUCGAACGGUCGGGAAAGGCCCUGGUUCUCGGCCUCAGAUUUCCAAAGAGUCUUCCAUGGAGCGCAGCCCUUACUUUGAUAAGAAUGGCAAUCCCAGUAUGUUUGGUGUUGGAAACACAGCAGCACAACCCCGGGGCAUGCAGCAGCCUCCAGCACAACCUCUUAGUUCAUCUCAGCCGAAUCUCCGUGCUCAAGUGCCUCCUCCAUUACUCUCCCCUCAGGUUCCAGUUUCAUUGCUGAAGUAUGCACCAAACAACGGUGGCCUGAAUCCGCUCUUUGGCCCUCAACAGGUAGCCAUGCUGAACCAGCUAUCCCAACUAAACCAGCUUUCUCAGAUCUCCCAGUUACAGCGAUUGUUAGCGCAGCAGCAAAGGGCCCAGAGUCAGAGAAGCGUGCCUUCUGGGAACCGGCAACAGCAAGACCAGCAGGGUCGACCUCUUAGCGUGCAGCAGCAAAUGAUGCAGCAGUCCCGGCAACUCGAUCCCAGCCUGUUGGUGAAGCAGCAGACCCCGCCAUCUCAGCAGCAGCCACUCCAUCAGCCAGCCAUGAAAUCUUUCCUCGAGAAUGUCAUGCCCCACACUACACCCGAGCUGCAAAAAGGGCCAUCACCAAUAAACGCUUUCAGCAACUUCCCGAUAGGCUUGAACUCAAACUUGAAUGUAAAUAUGGAUAUGAACAGUAUUAAAGAGCCACAGUCAAGACUAAGGAAGUGGACUACAGUGGACAGCAUUUCUGUGAACACAUCUUUGGAUCAAAACUCCAGCAAACAUGGUGCUAUUUCAAGUGGUUUCAGGCUGGAAGAGUCUCCAUUUGUUCCCUAUGACUUUAUGAACAGCAGUACUUCUCCAGCCAGCCCUCCGGGUUCAAUAGGAGACGGCUGGCCACGUGCCAAAUCGCCUAACGGCUCUAGCAGUGUUAACUGGCCACCAGAAUUUCGCCCUGGUGAACCAUGGAAAGGUUAUCCAAACAUUGACCCUGAAACUGACCCUUACGUCACUCCUGGCAGUGUCAUAAACAAUCUUUCAAUUAAUACUGUGCGGGAAGUUGACCACCUCAGGGACAGGAACAGUGGGUCAUCCUCAUCCUUGAACACCACGCUGCCUUCAACUAGUGCCUGGUCAUCCAUUCGUGCCUCCAACUACAACGUUCCCCUCAGCAGUACAGCACAAAGCACUUCAGCCAGAAAUAGUGAUUCCAAAUUGACAUGGUCUCCUGGUUCAGUUACAAACACCUCUCUGGCUCAUGAGCUGUGGAAGGUCCCUUUACCACCUAAAAACAUCACUGCUCCGUCCCGCCCACCUCCGGGACUGACUGGUCAGAAGCCACCCUUGUCUACGUGGGAUAACUCUCCCCUUCGUGUAGGUGGAGGAUGGGGAAAUUCUGACUCCAGGUACACCCCAGGUUCCAGCUGGGGUGAGAGCAGCUCAGGGAGAAUAACAAAUUGGCUUGUUCUAAAGAACCUUACACCUCAGAUCGAUGGCUCAACUCUGCGUACUCUGUGCAUGCAGCAUGGUCCACUGAUAACAUUCCACCUGAACCUCCCACAUGGAAAUGCUUUGGUCCGUUACAGUUCAAAAGAAGAGGUAGUGAAGGCACAAAAGUCUCUGCACAUGUGUGUAUUGGGGAACACUACUAUUCUUGCUGAGUUUGCCAGUGAAGAGGAGAUCAGCCGUUUCUUUGCACAAAGUCAGUCUCUGACCCCUUCUCCCGGCUGGCAGUCUCUCGGGUCCAGCCAGAGCCGGCUGGGCUCCCUCGACUGUUCCCACUCGUUCUCCAGCCGGACCGAUCUCAAUCACUGGAAUGGUGCUGGGCUGUCGGGAACUAACUGUGGAGACCUUCACGGCACUUCACUCUGGGGGACCCCACAUUAUUCCACAAGCCUGUGGGGUCCUCCCAGCAGCAGCGACCCCCGGGGAAUUAGCAGCCCAUCCCCCAUUAAUGCUUUUCUUUCUGUUGACCACCUGGGUGGGGGUGGAGAGUCCAUGUAAUGUGUAGGUGUUGACUCACGAACUGUGACCUCAAGAAGCGAAAGAAAGGAGCACUAAGUUGGGCUCGCCGCCUGCAGCCAGGGGCCACCUGUGGGAACAGCUCUUCUCUGCACAUUUUCCACUUUGUUUUCCCUGAAACAUAUCAGUUUGAAUACUUGAAUCAUGCAGGCCAAUAUUAUAAUGUGAAAAGGUAUCUAUCUAUUUACACUCCCAAAUAGCGCCAUACAUGCUAAACCGUAUAGAAUGAGCUCACUUGUGUAUAUUCAUCAUGUUUAGCCUUUGGGUUCUUUUUUUUCCUCCCCACCCCUUCCCCCCUUUCCCCCUUCCCUUCCCUGUUCUCCUCCCCAUCCCUCACCCCUUGUUUUCCUUUUUUUUCCCCUCUCUUUUUUUUCUUCCUUUUUUUGCAAAACCAUUUUUUUGGGCUGAUAAUGUAUGAGCUUUUAACUUUGCACUGAAUGAUGUUCUCUCGUCUAAUCGGCAAUAUGGGGGGGCAGCUGUUCCAGUGUAAAUGUUUACUCAAGGAUGUUCUUAAAGGUGUGCGCUCCCUACUAUGCCUUGAUGUUUGCCUACCUUACUGUGGUGUCGUGGAGUUUAAAAGACCGAGUUCUGAUGCUGACUUAGGACUAUAAAUGAAAGUAUUGCACCAGUGUUUUCAUGUUCUAAAACUAAAGAAUUUCGCUCUGCAGUUUGAAAAACUGUGGCCACAGCUGUGACUUGCAGCCCCCCUGCCACCCAGGACGGGCCCUGCACUUUGAAUAGGCUUUCCAUUUUGUUUUGAAGGUUCCCACGGUGAACCUUCUUGUUUACAGAUUUUUUUGUUUGUUUUUUGAGAAAAAAAAAAUGUUUACUCUUCCAUCAUUUAAAAAAAAUUUAAAAGACAAAAAAAAAAAAAAAAAACCAAUGGAGGAUGAUUUACAAGAUGCUUUCUAUCUCUGGGAAAAAGGAGCAGCAUUUGGCCAUGUUCUUUUGUUUUCUAUUCCUGUCCUAAAUCCAAGAGCAUGGUUCUCAGGAAAACCAGUUCCCCAGUUAGGAAAAAAAAAUUUUAAAAAUAAAAAAAUAAAAAAAAAAAUCUCCUUGUAGUUUCUUAUAGGAAAAAACAAAACCCCAACUUUUAGCACUGAUACUACGUAUUGCUCUGUUAAAGAAUUUUCUCUGCCAAAAAAAAAGAAAAAGAAAAAAACAAAAAAAACCCGCUUAAAGCUGGAGUUGACAUUCUGCUUUCAGAUGCUGUCUUUUUAUUAGUGAGUGAUGAUGGUUUGCUAAUAAUCAAUAGGUGAUAAUUUUUUGUAACCCCAUCAAGUGGCUCUCUCUGUUUCUGCUUUCCUGUGACUGUGUUAACGUUGAACUGUUGUACCUUAAAGCCGAAAUCAGUAACUAUGCAUACUGUAGCCAAAAUAUUGGGCUUACAGAAUUGUUCGUUGUAUAAAGAAAAUUUUAAAUGUCGUUGGAAACUAACGAGUUACACCAUUUUUAAACUUACUUUCUCCUCGCCCCUUUUUUUGCCCACAAAUGGUAUUAUAAUGCUUGCUUAGUCAAAGAAGACGGGCCAAACAAGGGUAAACAUUUUAACAGCGCAGAAUUUGCCAUCAUUUCAUUGCCUUGAUCUGUUUGUGUCCUAAUAUGCAGAAGAAGUCAGUGGCUUUUAACUGUUUACAAAUAGAAUGUGAUUGUAAAAUGUACAGUUUGGUUGUGUUUGAAUUAUGAAAUCCCUCCCGAUAUAAUAAACCAUGACUUUUUGGCUGCUCAACAUUAAUUGUCUCUUUUUUGUGAAUUUCUUUGUACGCUCUUUUUUACAAUGAACGUUUCAACGUUGCUGUAUAUGAGGGUCCUCAUAGAGCAACCGAGUACAAAUCUAAGCAAAUAUUUGAACAUUCUAUCCGAACUUCUCCACAAUUUCACCCUGAAAUAAUGUGAGAACAAUGGGAAACUGUAGCUUGCUCCUUCCUGCCCGCUCUGAGCGUCUUUGGGAUCUUGUUGCUCAAAGCUCGCCUGUGACUUCAUCUGCCCCACCAUUUGUGCCCAUCUCAAGCCUCAGCAAGAGACCAUUUGGAACAUGAAGCUUAAUGACUUGCCAGUGUUCUAGUGUUAAACUCUCAUACCUCUGUUACAAAAUGAGAAAUGCCACAACCUGGACUGGCCUUUUCCUUCCCCCUUCACGGCCCUCCCUCCUGACCACGGGAGUUCUGGGGCAAAACCUGUGUGUGUAUCCCAGUGUAUGACUUCAAAUCCUGCUCCGGCUUGCCAGGUGUGAGCUCAUGUUGGACACCUUCCUAUAAGCAAAUGUUGUUCAAUGCAUUCAAUGUAUAUUGACUUCCAUACUGGUUUUUCCAAAAACCAAAGGUAGCUUUGAAAAACCACGUUUGGAAAUGUUUGGAACGUUAAGCUGAUUGACCUUUUGGGGCUUUGAGUAGUAUAUAAUUGAAUUCAUAACUGCGUUAAUUGUAUUGUUAAAGUGUUUGGGAGUUUUUUGCGCUUGUUAUGUGGAAAUAAAGUGUUUGAUUUAAAAAA